Molecule: messenger RNA, 1069 nt
Organism: Micropterus salmoides (largemouth bass)
Lineage: Eukaryota; Metazoa; Chordata; Actinopteri; Centrarchiformes; Centrarchidae
Product: granzyme B(G,H)-like
Exons: 5
Coding region: 61-834 (257 amino acids)
Biological process (GO): proteolysis
Molecular function (GO): serine-type endopeptidase activity
Source: RefSeq, a predicted model, not a curated record
GCUGUAUAUAAGGGUCAUGUAUUGUCACCCCAAAGACAACAGGCUGAAUUUGCUCCCAGCAUGAUGCAUCAACUGCACAAGUUUCUGCUUUUUUAUCUUCUGACAUGUCUUGGACUUAACACACAUGGUGGUGAAAUCAUAAAUGGUAAAAAGACCCCAGAGAACUUAAUGCUGUUUAUGGCUUCAGUGCAGAACAACAUGGGUCAUGUAUGUGGAGGAUUCCUCAUCAGUGAAGACUUUGUGGUCACUGCUGCGCACUGUGACCGCCAGAAUCCUACAAGUGUUGUUCUUGGCACCCACAAUCUCGGGAAGGUUGAUAAUGACACGAUGAGAUAUAACGUAAAGAGAUGCAGGUAUCCAUUUUUUGACAAUGAACGAUGUGGUCAUGACAUCAUGCUUCUCAAACUGUUUAAGAAAGCUCGACUGGGCAAAAGAGUUCAACCAACUCAACUUCCCAAGACUGACAUUAAAAUAAAAGAUAAGGAAAAGUGCCGUGUCGCUGGAUGGGGUUGGACUCAAAGUCGUGGUAAAGUUGUUGAUGUACUGCAAGUGGUGGACGUGCCCUUUGUCAACCUGGAGGUCUGUAAGAAAGAAUGGGCUGCUAUUGGCUUGAAUCUUCCUGACAAUGUUAUCUGUGCCGGUGGAUAUGGCACAAACAAAGGAUUCUGUCAGGGUGAUUCGGGUGGUCCUCUGGUGUGCAGUGGGAAGGCUGUUGGUGUCGUGUCUUUCAACAUGAGAAAGAACUGUGACUACCCAAAUGUUCCUAACGUCUACACAAAUAUAUCAAAAUACCUUUCCUGGAUCAAAAAUGUUCUCAAGCAAAAGGAUUGUUAAAUAUAGCAUACCUUUACUGUGUUGAACUGCCUUCCACUUAGCAUCAGGUCUGCCGGAAACUCACUUUUACAGAAUGGCCUUUCUUAACAAUUGACAUCUUUAUUUCUUUGGAAAUUAGUUAAAGUGAUUUUAAAUAAAACUUUUUUUUAUUUUUAUGUUAUUGUGAUGAUAUUACUGUGUUUCAAUCUCACUGUCAAUGUUUAAUCUGAAAUGCAAAAUAAAACCUCAGUGUCAA